AGGUAGAGACGCUUGUGACGGUCACCGUGAUGCUUCUGUCCGCGUGCCUCCGGCGCUGCGCGCGGCUUCUCUACUGGAUCCCGGUUACGAUCGUUAUUAUGGUUGUGAUGUGGUCAUACUACGCAUAUGUCGUGCCCUUCUGUUGGAUCCUGCUUUCCUCUUCAACACAGAAAGUGGUGUUCCUUUGCCUGUUCCACGUCUGUUUUGUAAUGUUCUCAUGGUCAUUUUGGAAAACAUUGUCCACUCCACCGUCCUCUCCAUCUGUGGAGUUUCAGCUCUCCUCUUCAGACUCGCUGCUCUAUGAGCAGGAGCGUGGCGAUAUGGAGAAGAGUCCGAUUCUUCUGGAAAUUUCCCAGAAGCUUUCAGUCCACACACGUACGGCAGCCGGAGCUAUCAGGUUCUGUCAUCACUGCCAAUUGAUAAAACCAGAUCGCUGCCAUCACUGUUCUGUCUGCCAAAUGUGUGUACUAAAGAUGGAUCAUCAUUGCCCAUGGCUAAAUAACUGUAUUGGAUUCUCCAACUAUAAGUUCUUCCUGCUCUUCCUGCUCUACUCACUGCUGUAUUGCCUGCUUAUCGUCGCAACAGUUACACCAACAUUCAUUCAACUGUGGCUGGGCAAACAGUUUGAUAGUUGUGUUAAACUGCAUGUUUUGUUCCUGACUCUGGUGUCGGCCAUGUUUGCUGUCACCCUCUGUUUUUUGCUCUUCUUCCACAUCUGGCUUCUCGCCAGCAACAAAACUACUCUUGAGUGGUUGUCAGUUCCCUUUUUUGUGGAUGGACCAGCAAGCGAAGCAUUUGAUGUGGGUGUCAGGGCAAACCUCUCACAGGUGUUUGGAAAGAACAAGAGUCUCUGGCCAUUUCCAGUAUUCAGCAGUCAAGGGGAUGGACAGUCUUUCCCCUUGAGAUGGCAGAUGUCAUCUUACAGUCCUUCGGUGAUGAAUGGAAAUGGACAUCGUGCCAUGGAAGGAAGUGUGGUCUCACCUGAGGGGGUCUCGGUUACCAUAGCAGUGGAUGACUAGCAGUAAUGAAAUAAGGUAUAAGAAAUGAUUGUUCUGCUUUUCAAUUAAGCAAAUCUCUAAAGCAGAAGCCUUCAAUGAAUCAAAUGUAGCAGAAAUGAAUUUCUAUCAUAUAAACGGUUCUUUAUAUUUCUCGGUUGACAGAACGGGUGUCACAGCAAGUCUCUCAACUGGGGGAUUUCAGAAAGAUCUGGAUCACAGGUUAAGCUUGCAGGAGUGGCGGACGGCCCUCAGGGAGACGAGGGUGAACACCUGCCCGCAUGCUCAGUUUUCACCUGGAACACUUCCUGCAGGAGCGAUCAGGUCUCCGAAACCUCUUUUACUGAUCAGGGUGUGAGAGAGCUUUAUCAGGUGUCCCUGCUGCGUGAGAGUUUUAAAUUCAUUAUUUUGUGGUGAAAU
This is a messenger RNA of Carassius auratus (goldfish), 1415 nucleotides long. RefSeq names its product zDHHC palmitoyltransferase 15a (gene zdhhc15a). Gene Ontology annotation, molecular function: palmitoyltransferase activity. Bases 30 to 1019 code for a protein of 329 amino acids. NCBI's taxonomy places the organism in Eukaryota, Metazoa, Chordata, Actinopteri, Cypriniformes, Cyprinidae. The record is from RefSeq and is a predicted model, not a curated record. The transcript has 11 exons.